Cylicostephanus goldi is the source of this 212-nucleotide messenger RNA. The record is from the annotation of a GenBank genome assembly. Lineage: Eukaryota; Metazoa; Nematoda; Chromadorea; Rhabditida; Strongylidae.
AUGUUUUGUGGGCGACCAUGCACCCUGAUCAACGGGAUGUGCAUAUUCGAAGGUGCACUAAUUGUCGCGCAGUUCUGGAUGCUUGUUUUGACAACGGACUGGCAGCACAUUGUAACCUUGGUGCUGCUAAUGUUUGCCAAUUAUCUGUUGUUAGCGAAAUUGUUCAAGGACAAGGUGGGAACCAAUGUAAUCAAUGGAACCUAUAAGUAGCA